AAAUUGUGAUAUUGGAAAAAAUAGUAUUUAAUUCAGAACAAAAGCAAAAGAAGUAUUUGUACUCAUGGUCUCAAACUUUUAGACCCCACAUGUCGGUGUUUGACACCAUGCUGGAUCUUCUGAAGUGUUAUAUUAAUAUCAGUAUUCUAAAACUGACGUGUCAGUGUUUGAAACCUUGUCAGAUUUAUUCAUUUAUUUAGUUACGUGUUGGAACACAAAGAUUCCGUCCUCACCUGAAGUUUGCGUUGAGCAUCAAAUCAUGUGGGCUGACAUUAAUCAUCAGGACUUGUUAAUGCAUUUAUAUAUUUGUAUUAGGGGAUAAAUAAUAUUACAAACAGAUGCAAAGUUCGUGGCGUCCUUACAUCACAGAGUAUCUGCAUAUUAUAUAUUUCUUAUUUUUUGCCUGACAUAUGUCACCACACCACUGACAGAGUGGAGUUAUAUAAGAAUACAGAAUAUUCAUUUUACUUUGAUUUGUGCUGAGACCUAACACAUCCAGCAGAGGGCGCCAUUUCACCGCUCACAGCCCACCAGAAACGUGUCAGACCCAGUGUGACUUAAAAUACCAGUGCCACCCUGUUGUUCAGCCAGCUGGACCCACGUCGAUCCAGAUGACACACCAGAUAAUGAGGCUCUGAUCCAGAGACCCUCUGGGACUCAGUGGCCUCUGCUGGGACAGAAAACAAGGUCCUUCCUCCUCAAUUGUGUUGUUAUUGACCGGCGGAGGGAAAGAAGCGGGUCGAUAAGUGGAUCAGAUUUAUUAGCGGUCCCGAUUGGCUGCAGCUCGCCAGAUGUCAGAGCAGCCACAGUGUGCGGGACCGACGGCACACCGCGCAUUUCACCUGGGUUAGAGGAGCCAGACGGCGUGAUCUCCUGUGGAAGGUAAGAAGGAUCCUGUGAUCCCGCUGAGAUCACGUCCCGUCCAUUAACGCCCUGCAUCAUUAGGAUGUUACAGCAUGCUGCACGUCUAAUCAGAAUCAGCGGGGACGAGCUGGACGUGGACUGAAGCAGCUGCAGCACAUUUUCUGCAGAACACACGUGCGUCAACACGGGAUCAUCAUUUGUGUGAGACUCGUCACAUCUUCUGGUGCAUGUGGCCACACUGGAGGAUGUCUGUGUGAGGGGAACCGUGGCAGCCUUACUGUUGUUGACUUCUGUUAUAAAGUAGGGUCAGAAGUCAUGAUAAACCUGAGUGGCAGGUCUGAUCCUGGCACGUGUGUGUGUGUGUGUGGGAGGUGUUGGUGGACGUACAGCGGUGCUGCAGCUGCUGCAGUGUUGAGCUGCAACAAGUUUAUUAUGCUGUGAGAAGAGAGAGAUCAGAUGGUGACACCAUCCAGAGAGAAGACAGUAAAGCAGAGCAGCACCAGCAGGAUGGACCUGGUCAAGAUUGCAGUGUCUUUCCACAUUCUUCUGUGUCCCGCGUGGGUCCAGUCCCGUCACACCUCCAUGGACAGCUUCCUCUCAGGGCGCUCAGCUUUCAGGUUGCUGGAUGAGCCGUUGAGCUUUGAACCCUGCUGCCUCAUGUCGCCUCCUCCGCCGCCGCUCUUCCCUCCGCCGCCUAAGCUGUGGAAGAGAGGCAGCCCUGAUGAAAUGAGCCUCUUGGAGCCAAGUGUCUUUGGAGGAGGAGAACAGGAAGUAAGGAAACCUGUGAUACCUGGGUGUUCACCUGGACCACCAGGACCUUCAGGGCCCCAGGGCCCGCAGGGUCCUGGUGGAUUACCUGGCAUAAGAGGACCAAAAGGGGAGAAGGGAGAAAUUGGACGUCCAGGGUCAAAGGGUCGGACAGGAGCUCCAGGCCUCCCAGGGAAACAAGGAGCACCAGGAUGGCCCGGUCCAGAGGGACCCAUGGGUGAGAAGGGGGAUCCAGGGCUCAUGGGCUUACCAGGACUGAGGGGACCACCCGGGACAAAGGGUUUGCCGGGUUACAAAGGAGAGAAAGGCACUCGUGGUGACCCCGGAGCAGCAGGACCAAAAGGCGAUAAGGGUUCCAUCGGUUUGCCUGGGAUGCUUGGGCAGAAGGGUGAGCAGGGACCGAAGGGAGAGCAAGGAGUCUCGGGGAAGAGGGGACCGACUGGACGGCCUGGGAAGAGAGGCAAACAGGGCAUGAAGGGCCACGCUGGAGCACCAGGAGUCAUGGGCCCCCCAGGACCCCAAGGUCCUAACGGCCACCCCGGACCACCUGGACCACCUGCCUCAGGUCUGUACCUUGUAGGAGAAAAGGGAGAGAAGGGUCUCCCAGGUCCACCGGGCCGCUGCGACUGUGACUCCACUCUGGGAACCAACAGUGCUCCGUACGGGAGCUACACACAGCGGGGCGGCUCCGACAAAGUCCCUGCAAUCUUUGUGGUGAACAGUGAGGAGGAGAUGGAGGGUCUACAUCUGGACAACGCGGUGGCAUUCAGGAAGGAUCAGAGGGCGCUCUACUUCAGAGACAAGGACGGGUGGAAGCCCAUACAGCCCUUCCAGCCCUUCCAGUCCACAGAGAAAGUCCCAGAUAGGGUCGGUGUGUGCGGGGACGGAAAGGUCCAGGCCCAGCACGGAGAGGAGUGUGACGAUGGAAACCAGAUUGUCACCGACGCUUGUCUCAACUGUAAGUGGGCCUACUGUGGAGACGGCUACCGACAUGAGGGCAUGGAGGAGUGUGAUGGAAAGGACUUCGGUUAUCAGACCUGCAAAUCCUAUCUUCCUGGGUCCUUCGGGCAGCUCAGGUGCACCGACUCUUGCCUCAUUGAUUCCACUGGUUGCAAGUAUUUCACCUGAACUGGAAAGUGAAGAAAAAAAAAAACUGACCAGGAUGCAACUUUGCAACUUUUCCUCCUUCUGAUCACUGGGAUCACACUUCAGAUUUCUACUGAAGUCUCACCCCUUUAAAACAAACUGAUGGACUGAAGAGAGAGUGCUACAGGGAAGCUCUUGUGCCUGCUCUGAGCCAUGAGGAGUCAUGGGAGUCGGCUCUGAAUGGACGAUCUCUCCUGGGGGUUUGACUGUUUUAUUGGCCUCAGGGAGCAGCUUCCUGUUACUGUCACUCCAUCGGCUGCAGCACUGUUACGAACACUGGCGAUGGCGGAGAACAUGUAAUGAUUGUACCAUAUGAAAUACUGUUAGUUGUGUAUGACUUGCUGACUGUUGAUGCAGAAAUAAGCUAUGUUCUGAACUUUUUGUAAUGACAGAGAAAAAAAAGAGCCUUUUACAAAAGAGGCGAUGACAGUAUUUAAAGUAUUUGUACUGUAUUAUGCAAAUCAGGGUGUUUAAAUGUGUUCGUGCCAUGUAUUGCAAAGAAACAUGUAUUUAUGAAGUGCAAUGCUGUGAUAUUGCAUGUAAAUGUGUGCCAGUGCACAGCAGACCUUUAAUCAGCGCUGUAAAUGUACCAGCCAACA
Messenger RNA from Acanthopagrus latus (yellowfin seabream), 3377 nucleotides. RefSeq names its product acetylcholinesterase collagenic tail peptide. The transcript has 18 exons. NCBI's taxonomy places the organism in Eukaryota, Metazoa, Chordata, Actinopteri, Spariformes, Sparidae. The record is from RefSeq and is a predicted model, not a curated record. Gene Ontology annotation, molecular function: heparin binding. Bases 1321 to 2760 code for a protein of 479 amino acids.